Molecule: messenger RNA, 1390 nt
Organism: Rosa chinensis
Lineage: Eukaryota; Viridiplantae; Streptophyta; Magnoliopsida; Rosales; Rosaceae
Product: chaperone protein dnaJ C76, chloroplastic
Exons: 8
Coding region: 193-930 (245 amino acids)
Source: RefSeq, a predicted model, not a curated record
GAUCAUAACCAAUAGUCGUGACAAAAGGCAAGAAACCGAUUCCACAAGGCAGCAAAAGAAACUAAGAAAGGGCCCUGAGCAAUUCCCCACCGUAGAAGGGUUUUACUAUGUGGCUGGCGUUUAGCCCACAAGAAACGCAGCGUUUUACUCUUCUUAACUCCUGGUUCAGAGAAGCAGAGCGUCACAGAAGAAAUGGAACGUUUAUCAAUGUGCGGUAGUGUUGUUCCAUUUCGAAAAGCCGUUAAAACCGUUAACCACCGCCACAACUUCAACUUCACGGUGAAGAAUAGCCGCACCGGAGAGGACGCUCCCCUCUCCGGUUCUUCCUCCGCUUACUCUAUUCUUGGCGUCCACCCAACUUGCUCGGCCGCCGAGCUCAAAGCCGCUUUCCGAGCCAAAGUGAAGCAGUUUCAUCCUGAUGUUAAUAGGAAUGCAAAAGGUUCUGAUACCAUGAUCCGCCGUGUCAUUCAGGCCUAUGAGAUGCUAUCCAAUUUCAGCCGAUCGGAGAUCAUCGAAGGGGAAUGUUUAGAUCCUUUUGAUAAUCCAGAAUGUGAAGCGUUUGAUGUUUUUGUUAAUGAGGCUCUUUGUGCUGGAAAAGGUUGUCCAUACUCAUGUGUACAAAGAGCUCCUCAUGCCUUCACUUAUGCUUCAACCGGGACUGCAAGAGCGACUUCUCAAGGACAUGGAGAAGAUUACCAAGUGCAGCUUGCAGUUGGUCAGUGCCCAAGAAGUUGCAUUCAUUAUGUUACACCUUCUCAGAGGAUUGUUUUGGAGGAGCUUCUUGACAGCAUCUUGAACAAACCUUAUGAUAGUUCAGCCGAAGCAGAUCUGCUUUACUCUCUUAUAGUUAAAGCCAGCUUUGAGAACAAUCGAUAUCAAAAGCCAAAGAAGCAACCCAAAGCUUCAACACAACAUGUAGAUUGGUUUUGACCCUGUGAUUCUACAACUGAAGGAUUUAAUUUCAGAUGGUGAAUCUGAAUAUGGCUCUGCUUUGUCAGCAUUUCAUACAAAUGAAAUGUACCAGCAUUUCAUACAAAUGAAAUGUACCAGCAUUUCAUCGAUCCUAAACCUGGUCUGACAUACAAGCUUUAUACUCUAAUAUCAAGAGGAUUCAUGAGAUCAGAUGGAAUGGAUUGCUAGAUCAUAUACUGGAUCGAAGAUCCUUAUUUAUGACGACAGAAAUACAAACCUAUUUAGAAGUCAGGAGAGAAGGUAUAGUUUCCUUUCAUCGAAAACAAUGGCAAUGUAGUCUAUUUUUUCUCGCUGGAACGAUUACGUACAAAGCCAAUCAUGCAGACUGCAAUCAGUUUUUGCUUUUUAGUUAUUUGUCAUGUAUACCAGUUAGGCAGUUACAUUGCUAAAUAGAAGUAUCUCUGCCUCAAAGCUAGCU